AGGCAAAGCAGCACCUUGCAGCACCCCAUGAUGUCAUGUUGGUCGCUGUGCUCGUGUAAACAAGGCUGGUGUGGUGCAGACGGGACGCUCCACUUCCUCCCGACAGCACGGUCGCAUGUAGCUGAGUUUCUGCCUGAAAAGGAAUGAUCCACCCGCCCUAUACCACAACAGAUGUUUCCAGCAGCCCAGUCAUGACACACAGCAACCAGACCUGCUCCAGCCACAACAUAACGUUCAAAAACAACCUGUACGCCACCACGUACACCCUCAUAUUCAUCCCCGGCCUCCUGGCAAACAGCGCUGCCCUAUGGGUCUUGUGCCGCUUCAUCAGCAAGAACAACAAAGCCAUCAUUUUCAUGAUCAACCUGGCCGUGGCUGACCUGGCUCACGUCCUCUCACUGCCAUUGAGAAUAUAUUAUUACAUUAACUCCACGUGGCCUUUUGGGAGAUUCCUUUGCUUACUGUGCUUCUACUUGAAGUACCUUAACAUGUAUGCUAGCAUUUGUUUCCUCACCUGUAUCAGCAUUCAGAGGUAUUUCUUCCUGUACCAGCCAUUCAAAGCCAAGGACUGGAAGCGGCGGUACGAUGUAGCCAUCAGCGCCGUGGUGUGGCUCUUUGUUGGGGUGGCGUGCUUACCCUUCCCCAUCAUGCGGAGCUAUGGGCUAGCCAAAACCACAAACACCUGCUUUGCAGACCUUCAAGUCCGGCAGAUUGAGAGCAAGCUGGCCACUGUGCUGAUGAUGGGCACAGCCGAGCUCUUUGGGUUCAUUGGCCCACUCACCAUUAUUUUAUUCUGCACUUGGAAAACAAAAGACUCUCUUCGAGGCUUCCAGAUACCACUUCAAAACAGCAGUGAGAGGCGGAAGGCUUUAAGGAUGGUUUCCAUGUGUGCCAUCGUGUUCUGCGUGUGCUUCGCACCAUACCACAUCAACUUCUUUUUCUACAUGUUGGUGAAAGAAAACGUCAUUACGGACUGCUUCCUGAGUACCAUCACGCUCUAUGCCCAACCCUUUUGCUUAAGUCUUGCAAGCCUGGACUGCUGCUUGGAUCCAAUCCUGUAUUUCUUUAUGACUUCAGAGUUUCAGGACCAGAUAUCAAAGCACAGCAGCAUGGUCAUCAGGAGCCGGCUCAUGAGCAAAGAGAGUGCCUCAUCAAUUAAGGAAUGACAGGAAAGCCAGCUUAAAAGGAUGGAGAUAUUUCAUAUGAAGUCUGGGACUGUUCCAUGAUACUUGAUUACCAGCUCCAUUGUGGAAAACCCUGCAAGUUUAUGCAGGAGAGUUUUGUGGCAGAGGAAAUCUUUUGGUGUACAGAAGAUAAAACUCUGUUUAAGACCCAGAUGUAGGAAGCUGAAGAGUGGCCCCACUGGCGUGACUACAUUUAGUGCUGUGCCACACAUGCCUGACCUAUCUGGGCUAUAAAAGAUACAGGAGGGAGUGACAAAGCUUUCGCUAGGAAAUGGUGGAGACCUCCCAGAAGUUUUUCUUCUACUUUCCCACCUCCAUGGCUCUAUGAUCAAGCCAGAGACAAUCUCAAAUCCAUACACUGACAUCCGCUGAAGCAUCAUCUCUGUUAAACGCACACAAUGCAUACAAGAACCUGAAAAUGGCCAGUAACAAUAAAUGGCAUUAUUCUUUCUGCAGUCAGUGCUGCAGAUGCAUGAAGGUUGGCAGCUUGCUUC
This is a messenger RNA of Pezoporus flaviventris, 1678 nucleotides long. RefSeq names its product P2Y receptor family member 10 (gene P2RY10). The coding region runs from base 144 to 1166 and encodes 340 amino acids. The transcript has 2 exons. NCBI's taxonomy places the organism in Eukaryota, Metazoa, Chordata, Aves, Psittaciformes, Psittacidae. Gene Ontology annotation, cellular component: membrane. The record is from RefSeq and is a predicted model, not a curated record. Gene Ontology annotation, biological process: phospholipase C-activating G protein-coupled receptor signaling pathway; positive regulation of Rho protein signal transduction. Gene Ontology annotation, molecular function: G protein-coupled receptor activity.